Papaver somniferum (opium poppy) is the source of this 1735-nucleotide messenger RNA. Its product is annotated as O-acyltransferase WSD1-like. The record is from RefSeq and is a predicted model, not a curated record. The coding region runs from base 164 to 1507 and encodes 447 amino acids. Gene Ontology annotation, biological process: triglyceride biosynthetic process. The transcript is spliced from 4 exons. Gene Ontology annotation, cellular component: plasma membrane. Gene Ontology annotation, molecular function: diacylglycerol O-acyltransferase activity; long-chain-alcohol O-fatty-acyltransferase activity. Lineage: Eukaryota; Viridiplantae; Streptophyta; Magnoliopsida; Ranunculales; Papaveraceae.
AGAAGAAGAAGAAGAAGAAGAAGAAGAAGAAGAAGAAGAAGAAGAAGAAGAAGAAGAAGAAGAAGAAGAAGAAGAAGAAGAAGAAGAAGAAGAAGAAGAAGAAUGGUCAGUUGUGAGUCCAAUUUCGAAGUGCCUAAUUAGCAACACUUUAACGUUUACUAUUAUGGGUCUUAUGGAGCUUGAGACUACCAUUACAGAAUCUGAAACCCUUGAUUUUCUGAACAAAGUGUUUAUUCCUGCCUGUCCGUUGUUUUCUUCCAUCAUAGUAACCGGCAAAAAAGGUGUCAAACGGUGGAAGAAAGUCGAUGUUCAAGCCCAAAACCAUCUCAUUGUUCCUACAUUCCCUACGGGUUUAGAGAUUGAAAGUUACGAUCAACUUCUAAGAGAAUACAUUUCAAAGAUCGGCAAUGAAAGGUUUUCCAGGGAUAAACCGUUGUGGGAAGUUCAUAUAUUCAAGUAUCCAAGUGCUAAUGGAGUCGAAUCAUUGGUCUUCAAAUUCAGUCAUGCAAUAGGUGACGGUUAUGCAUAUAUGAAAAUAUUGUCUAAGAUUGUCAAAAGAGCGGAAAGUCCUCAUCUUCCGCUUACUUAUCCCAACUUGUCUCUAAGACAACGGAAAAAUGAUCAACGAGUAGGGAGGAUGAAGAUUUUCUCAGGGUUAUUUGCCAAGUGCAUUAACACUGUUUCUGAUAUAAUUUUCAACACGUUAAAGACCACGGUUUGGGUAGAUUCUCCUUCUGCCAUUCGAUCGGGGACAUGGAAGAAGAAAGAUUUAUCCAAGCCAAUUGAUAUCUACUCAGUAAAAUUAUCUCUUGAGAGAGUCAAGAAAGUUAAAUUCAAGCUAGGAGCGACGAUGAACGAUGUGAUCACAGGGAUUAUAUCUUACGUGAUUCAUUUGUACAUGACGAAGAUGGGUCAGAUCUCCACUACAGAGGCCUCCGCGUCUAUGACCAUGCUUGUAAUGCUCAACAUGAGAAUAUUCAAAGAUGGUUAUAAAGACAUUGAUGAAAUGAUGAAAGCUGCCGAUACAUGGGGAAACCAUUCUCGAUUCUUUCCCGUAAAGAUCCCAACUAUUGCUGGUAGUGAGAACAUCAACCCACUUGAUUUCAUCACCAAAGCAAAGGAGAACCUGAAUAGAAGUAAGAACUCCAUGAUCUUUUAUUUGCUCGAUCCGCUGCUUAACGCAGUUAGGAGCAUCUUUGGGCAAAAGGGAAUGGAGCGAGUGGUGCGUUUAGGUUUCAAGAAUACAAGCACUUUGAUAACGAGUUUGGUUGGUCCAAAAGAGCAGAUUGCUAUCGCUAAUCAUCCAAUUGGAAACUACUAUUUUAUCGUUGUCGGAAUACCCCAGAGUCUUACUUUCACUUCAAUGAGUUGCAAUGAACAACUACAGCUUGUGGCUACAAUGGAAAGGGGUUUCAUUGGUUCCAGUCUUUUCGCUUCUUGCAUGGAUGAAGCCUUUGACAACAUUUUUCAAGCAGCUUUUGGAAAUGAAGCAAAGAAGUCUAAUUAAUCAAUAAUUAGUCGACGAGAAGCUAAUACUAUUCACUUGAUAUAAAAGUACUCUGAUGAUUUCUUUGACUUGUAGCUUUAAUUAGUCCAGUCAAAUUGUAUUGACUUUAGUCCAGUCAAAUAGUGUAUCUGAGUGUGUCUGAUUUAAAAAUCUGUGUCUAACUGUCUUGGUGUAUUAAAUAGUUGUCUGAAACAAACGGACAAUACAUCUUAUCUUUUCAAGAAAUUG